ACAAAGCGGCGAAGGUCACGGCGCGAGGAGGCGCGCGCCGCCGCCCCGCGUCCGGCCUGCUCCCUCGGCCCUCCGGCCCGCCGCCGCCCGCGUGGGGAGCCAUGGAAGGAGUGAGCGCGCUGCUGGCUCGCUGCCCCACGGCGGGCCUGGCCGGCGGCCUGGGGGUCACGGCGUGCGCCGCGGCCGGCGUGCUGCUCUACCGGAUCGCGCGGAGGAGGCAGCCAACGCACACCAUCGUCAACUGCUGGUUCUGCAACCAGGACACCGUGGUGCCCUACGGGAACCGCAACUGCUGGGACUGCCCCCACUGUGAACAGUACAACGGCUUCCAGGAGAACGGCGACUACAACAAGCCGAUCCCUGCCCAGUACAUGGAGCACCUGAACCACGUUGUGAGCAGUGCGCCCAGCGCCCGCACCCCUCCACAGCCCCAGCAGUGGGUGAGCAGCCAGGUGCUGCUGUGUAGGCGGUGCAGCCACCACCAGACCACCAAGAUCAAGCAGCUGGCGGCCUUCGCCCCGCGGGACGAGGGCAGGUACGAUGAGGAGAUCGAGGUGUAUCGGCACCACCUGGAGCAGAUGUACAAGCUGUGCCGGCCAUGCCAGGCCGCUGUCGAGUACUAUAUCAAGCACCAGAACCGCCAGCUGCGCGCCCUGCUGCUCAGCCACCAGUUCCAGCGCCGGGAGGUGGACCAGACCCACACACAGAGCUUUUGCUCGUCUGCGGUGAAGGCCCCGGUCCAGGUCAUCGUGCUCCGUGCCCUCGCCUUCCUGGCCUGCACCUUUCUGCUGACCACCACACUGUAUGGCACCAGCAACCCUUUUGCCCCAGAGUCCCCCCUGCCCCCGGCCCUGCCACCUGGUGGCAAUGGCUCGGCCACACCUGACAACGGCACCACCCCUGGGUCUGAGGGCUGGCGGCAGCUGCUGGGCCUGCUGCCAGAGCACACGGCAGAGAAGCUGCACGAGGCCUGGGCAUUUGGGCAGAGCCACCAGAUGGGCGUCGUGGCGCUGGGUCUGCUCACCUGCCUGCUGGCCAUGCUGCUGGCCGGCCGUAUCAGGCUCCGGAGGAUCGACGCCUUCUCCACCUGCCUGUGGGCCCUGCUGCUAGGGCUGCACCUCGCUGAGCAGUACCUGCAGGCUACCUCGCCCAGCUGGCUGGACACAGUCAAGUUCAGCACCACGUCCCUGUGCUGCCUGGUGGGCUUCACGGCAGCCGUGGCCACAAGGAAGGCGACAGGCCCACGGAGGUUCCGGCCCCGAAGGUACUUCCCCGGAGACUCCGCCGGCCUUUUCCCCACUAGCCCCAGCCUGGCCAUCCCCUGCCCAAGUGUCGCAGGCUCUUCGCCAUCUCUGUUCAUCCCCACCCCACCUGGCUUCCUGCCACUCGCCAACCAGCAGCUGUUCCGGUCUCCCCGCCGGGCCUCGCCCUCCUCACUGCCAGGCCGCCUCAGCCGGGCCCUCUCGCUGGGCACCAUACCCCCUCUGACUCGAGCAGAUUCAGGGUAUCUGUUCAGUGGGAGCCGCCCACCGUCUCAGGUGUCUCGAUCUGGGGAGGUUCCCGUUUCAGAUUACUUCUCCCUGCUGUCGGGGAGCUGCCUCUCCUCCCCGCUCCCUUCCCCGGCGCCCUCCGUGGCCGGCUCGGUGGCCUCCAGCUCUGGCUCUCUGCGACACCGCAGACCUCUCAUCAGCCCUGCACGGCUCAACCUGAAGGGGCAGAAGCUGUUGCUGUUCCCAUCGCCCCCUGGGGAAGCCCCCAACACCCCCAGCAGCUCCGAUGAACACUCGCCCCACAACGGCAGCCUCUUCACCCUCGAGCCGCCCCAGGCCCCGCAGAGGCAGCCGGCGCGGGACAGGAAGCACACUGUGGCUACACAGCUGGGAUCUGAACAAGGACCUGACCUCCCACUGCCCAGGACACGAGUUCAAUGCCAGAAAGAGGCAGCCCCUGCAGCAGCCACUCCAUCAAGAGAGAGGACGACUCGUCACAGUCAUCCACCUGUAUGGUGGACACCACCACCAGAGGGUGCACGGAGGAGGCUGCCGCCUGGAGAGGUCUGCGCCCUGAGGUCUCUUCGGCCCCUCCCUGGUCCGGGGCCUCCUGGCUGUAAGCCUGGCUGCCAAUGCCCUCUUCACCUCCGCCUACCUGUACCAGAGCCUGCGCUGACCCGGUACCCGGAGUCUUGGAGGGCGCGUCCAGGUGCAUGCUGCUUCCACCACUGCCGGCCUCAGGCCCUCCCCAGGGCUGCCGCCUCCGCCCUCUUCUCCAGGGCCCGUGACCUCGCUGGACUGAGUCCCGUCCUCGGGACACCUUCUCCUCACCUAACAAUCUGCAGGGCUGAGUGAGGUCUGUGGGUUCACCCUCCUCCCUGCCCAUCUCCUUGGCUGACGUUGGUUGUGUGUUUGGUGCUGACACUCUGAUCCCAAAGCCAGGGAUCCCCGAGGGGCCUCACGACCCUGGGGUCCCCUCCCCACGGUCCAGCCCUGCCUGGCAGGAAUGCCACUACUACUGUAACUCCAGCAGGAGCCGGGCUGCCUCCUGACCCCUCGCCCACGGGCUGUGAUCACAUCUCUGUACUGUACUCCCCUGUCCCACCUGGCCGCCUCAGGCUCCCUGGGGGAGGAGGGAAGGAUGGUCCCUGUGUCACCGUCCUCGACCCUGCCCCAUGGAGAGUACACCUCCCUUGGGCAGGCCCCCUUGAGGACCAGCAUUCUCUGACCCUGUCUUGCUCCUUCCUGCUGGGCCAGGCCUGCCCUGUGGCUCUCCCAAGGUGGGCAGGUGGGUGCCUGGGGUCCCCUGCCCAGGGCUCCUCAGAGCUCCUGGUUAGGGGCCUAGCUGGGCCUUCAGGCUAGUGUAAGCACCCCCCGAGGCUCUCUUCUGCUCACCUGCACCACCGUUUUAUUACCUCUGUUGACCUUCCCAGGCAGCAGCCCCAUUACCCUGAGAACACUACCCAGGGCCCACCUUGCCCCAUCUCCAGGCCUGUGCUUCUGGGCCCCUCCCUCAUGCUGCCCAAGGGGGCCUUGCUGGACCCCUCAGCCCACGUUGUACUGAGGGACAGGCCCAGGGUGGCCUGCAGGUCUCAGAUGAGACUGGACCCCGUCCCUGCCCUACUGCGCACCUGGUUCUUUUCAGCCACUGAGACCCCAAUUUCCUCUCUCAUUCUGCUGUCACCGUGGGCUCAGCGUGACCUCUCUCUCCCAGGCUUUCUUUCCUAUCCCACUGCCCUCAGUCCCUGCCACUGCCCUUCAUUCUGACCUGCACUGCAGGUUCCUGCACCCUGCCUUGUGCUGGGGUCCCCAGAGGAGGAAGGAGGGACCUCAGUCUGGCAUAGGGACCCUCCCAGUGCUGUGAGGACUGAGAGACUGUGCAUGUGCUGUGGACGUGAGAAUCCCCAGUCCCUGCUGCCCUGGGCCUUGGACACGGGUACAGCAGCGUGUGUGCGUGUCAUUGCACGUGUUCGUGCCACUUGGGGAGGAAUCAGCAGCCUCGGUGGAUUCUGGGACUCACGGGGGGGCAGGAGGGCAGGAGGGCAGGGUCUUCACUUUGUCAUUCAGGGAUAAAGUUUAAUUUUAUUUUUCUACACAUUUUUGCCAGGUAAGGCAUUUUGCUGAUAAGCAGGAUGCCCCCAGUUCUCCCUGCCAGGGAGGUUUAGUUUUUUUAAGCUUUGGGUGCUUUUUUAGUAAUUUUUUUUACCAUGUGGGGAAGGAGACUCCUCUGACUUCCCUUCUCUCCUCUUCCCCUACUCCUGUCCUGAGUGCUACUGUUUGCUGCCCUGCCCCACCCCCCCAGGACUUGGGGACUUGGGGGCCAGGGGCCGCACCAGGACCCUGCGUCCAGCUGCCAGAGAGGAUUCCAACUCGGAGGUGGCGCCUCUCGGCCCCCGUUUGUAUAGUGGGCAUGUGUGCUGAGUUUUUUAAUUUUACUUUUUGCCUGACAAGCCAAACUCCAUUCCCAAUGCCCUUCCUCUCUGGCUCUGAGGAGCCCCCGCACCGAGUGCCAGCUCCUCUCCUUCCAGGCCCGGCCACCUGGCCCCUCCUGCCCAGGCCCAGCGGGCCCAGCACCCCCAGGGGCAGGGGAGAAGCUGGGCAGGGAGGGGGCUUAUGUUCUCUUUCAAACAAAAAACACAAUCUUAUUUUUCUUUACAAAAGCAAAAAAAGGAAACCAAAAAAGAUACCAACCUUUGAACUAUA
Molecule: messenger RNA, 4193 nt
Organism: Equus caballus (horse)
Lineage: Eukaryota; Metazoa; Chordata; Mammalia; Perissodactyla; Equidae
Source: RefSeq, a predicted model, not a curated record